CAACUACUGCUGCUAUUGUUUUUAAAAACUUAUUGCCCAAAUAUGGUAAAGUAAUCUAUUUCUAAAAAAGUGCUUUUGGCUCCCAAAAACUUGAAACAAACAUGAUAUUUGAAAAUAGAAAGAGGUUACAAAUUUUGCAAAUUUGGGGAAGUUGCAGAAAAAUGGGCAGUACACAAUAAGCGAAUCGUCCCAAUUCCCAACCCCAAAAGUUGCUAUAACCAUCUCUAUACUUCCCUUUCAUUUCCAUAAUUGUUUCAAUACUUCUUCUAAAAAAACCAGUGCAAAGUAUUCAUCUUUCUGGGCGCUGUGAUCUCUUCACAUACCUCUGGCCAUUUACAUCAUUGUGCAAUAUGAUUCUAUUUGGGACUCAAUGCUGUGCGACCUUGAAAUUCUCUUCUAUGUGGUGGUUCCUAUGAAAGAUAUAAAGGAAAGUGGACAAGUCCCGGGAAGUGUUGUCAUCAAGCAUCUUUUGGACCACCUCGCUUGUGUGAGAGUUACAGAAGAUUGCGGAUAUUUUCUCAGAAUAACAAAAGUGAAGAGCAUAGGCAAUGGAAAGAUGUACCAAGAAAAACUGAACAAUGGAAAGUUGAUGGAAUUAUCAGAAUACAUCAUUUUCCCUGUAACCUUCUGUUUUCGUUCCUUCUUACCAAAAACUGGGGAAGUCUUGGUUGGUAUUGUUAUCAAGGUUGUAAGCAACGGAGUCUUUCUGAAAUGCGGACCUAUGAAGUUUGUUUAUCUGAGUGUUCGAAAGAUGCCAAAUUACACCUACGUUUCGGGUGAGAAACCAUUCUUCUUAUGUGAUGAUCACUCGAGGAUUGAAAACGAAGUGGCAGUCCGAUUUGUUGUGUUUGCUGUGAGAUGGAACAAUGGAGCUGUUGCUAGGGAUUUCAACAUUCUUGCAAGCAUAGAAGGUGAUUGCCUUGGGCCAAUUUCACUGAAUGGAUUAGAUGGUUUAGAGCUGUAAAUGUCUUUAUAGGAAAGGAAAAGAGAAAGGUGCAUUGUUAGUGUAGUUUCUCUUACCACAUCAAAAUAUGAAAACAAGAAACUUUGUAUAGGUUGAGUUACUUUAUUAUUAGAGGUGAAUGAGUUAUCAGUGAGAUUAUAUUUGUAAAUGGUAGAGUUACAGCUUUGCUGAGAAUAUGUUGGAGAACUGAAAAUGGCUGAGAUACCAUAACAAAAGAAGUAACAAAUGAUAUCUUGGAAGUA
This is a messenger RNA of Nicotiana attenuata, 1206 nucleotides long. RefSeq names its product DNA-directed RNA polymerase V subunit 7-like. The record is from RefSeq and is a predicted model, not a curated record. The transcript has 3 exons. Gene Ontology annotation, molecular function: single-stranded RNA binding; single-stranded DNA binding. Gene Ontology annotation, biological process: DNA-templated transcription initiation. NCBI's taxonomy places the organism in Eukaryota, Viridiplantae, Streptophyta, Magnoliopsida, Solanales, Solanaceae. Bases 371 to 964 code for a protein of 197 amino acids.